AUGACCCUCCCCCCAACUCCCGAGGACUUGGGGCUGCGGAGUUUGAAGGAGCUGCGAGAGAUGUUGAGGCGCCAGGAGAGACUCUUGAGCAACGAAAAAUUCAUUUGCAAAUGGCCCGACAAAGGUAAAAAGAUCUUAGCCUAUGUUGCCAAGCUGAAAGCAGCCAUUGCAGAACAUGAGAAGGUUAGAGGAAACUGUAAGCUGUUUGAUCCUGCUAGUUUAAAUUCUGAGCUAAGACAAAAAGCACCUGAUAUUGAUGGGAACACAAAUCAGGCCUGGAAUUCUGGCCAAAUGCUUGAUGGGUCAUCACUUGUUCUUGCCUCCCUCAUAGAGAGCAACGUAGCAUCAAAAACACCCACACAGCUCGGAGGUUUUGUACAGCCUGCUUCCAGAGGAGAUGAAGGGGUUACAGAGAUUGAGAACCCAGUGAGCAAACCCCCCACUUCUAGUGGCAGAGCCACUGUGCCUCCUUCUUCUGAAGCCAUUGAGCAUCUCCCUCAGCAGUGUGUUUCAAGUCAAACAGAAGAUAAUUGCAGCAGUUCUUACGACCUGUUAGUGGAUCGAUUCCAAAGGAUCACAGUUUCAGAUGAGCAUUCCUCAGAAGAAACUACGAGUACUGCGAACUUAACAGGUCUUGGAAGUGGGGCUCAGAAGAAGCCUCAUUUCAUGGAAGUUUUAGAAAUGCGAGCCCAAAACCCAGUGCCCUCACCCCAUAAAUUUAAAACUAACGUUUUGCCUUCACAGCAUACUGACUCCUCGAGUUACGGUCAACGAAGAGGGUCUCCUAUUUCUUUGGAAGAAAUGGCGCGCAGAGACAAGCAGCAUCUUGAUGACAUCACAACAGCUCGUCUUCUGCCACUUGAUCACUUGCCUGCACAGCUGCUUUCCAUUGAAGAGUCUUUAGCACCGCAGAAACAGCAGAAGCAGACCUAUGAGGUGAUGCAAGCUAAACUUGCAGCGCAAAAAUUAGCUCAAAAACUGAAUAUUAAAAUGCAGAGCUAUAAUCCAGAAAGUGAUAUCUCAAGUAAAUACCAAGAAUUCAGGGAUGAAGACAACGACCAGUCCUCUGAUGAUGAAUUCUAAAGAUGGCACCUGGAUCACAUCCUUAAUCUCUGCUUGAGGGCCUGGCAUGAUCUUAUAACAAGUAUCACAAUCAGUGUCAAACGUUGCAGCUACUCGAAGAGCACUGUAAAAAAUAGCCUGGUUUUUCUCUCAGAAGAUAUCUUUCAUGUGUGUGGAAAGAUUGAAUAUUUAGUUUAAUUGCACUGUAUUAAAAGUUUUGCAGUAAAA
Molecule: messenger RNA, 1290 nt
Organism: Suncus etruscus (white-toothed pygmy shrew)
Lineage: Eukaryota; Metazoa; Chordata; Mammalia; Eulipotyphla; Soricidae
Product: DNA-directed RNA polymerase II subunit GRINL1A-like
Biological process (GO): transcription elongation by RNA polymerase II; intracellular signal transduction; maintenance of ER location
Cellular component (GO): RNA polymerase II, holoenzyme; nuclear envelope; nucleus
Molecular function (GO): transcription elongation factor activity
Source: RefSeq, a predicted model, not a curated record